Blastomyces dermatitidis ER-3 is the source of this 7426-nucleotide messenger RNA. Its product is annotated as POT family proton-dependent oligopeptide transporter. Gene Ontology annotation, molecular function: dipeptide transmembrane transporter activity. The transcript has 10 exons. Gene Ontology annotation, cellular component: membrane. The coding region runs from base 638 to 2434 and encodes 598 amino acids. The record is from RefSeq and is a predicted model, not a curated record. Lineage: Eukaryota; Fungi; Ascomycota; Eurotiomycetes; Onygenales; Ajellomycetaceae. Gene Ontology annotation, biological process: oligopeptide transport; transmembrane transport.
GGAGAGGAGUUUGGCCAAACGAGCAUACUUCCAUACCAUAGUUAACUACUAUACGGAGUAACUACUCGAUAACUCGUUGACAUCAUGACACACCAUGGAACGGCCAAAUAACGGCCAGGCUGAGCGCGCCAAGCCUGUAAGAUGCAACUAUGAAAGGCGAUGAGGUGAUUGGGUCGCUUGCUCUCCAAUCUCCAAUCUCUCUCUCUCUCUCUCUCUCUUUUGCUUGCUUGCUUCGGAGCCGAUAAACUCGGCUGCUUCUUGUUCGUUCCCAAGGCGGCGUUCUUGGCCUUGUUGCCCAGGUCGGAGGAAUAUUGUUGUGCUAUGUGCCCCAGAAAAGACACAAGCCAAGGCAAGACAAGCCAAGGCAGGGCAGGGCAAUGGGCAAUAAUAAUAAUGGGCGCUUGCUUGCGCUUUGGUUCUGUCAUCCAUGCAUGGUUGGUUUGGUUGAACAUGGGUAAAAAAACAUGUAAAUAGCUGAUCUCCCCCGUUGUCGCCUCCCUCCGACUGUCCCCUGUCCUGUCGCCGUCCCUUUAUCCUUUCUUCUUCCUUGCUUUUGGCGCCAUCUUCGCGUAUCAUUUUUCGUGUCCUCUGUUAUGAGCCUUGCCCCCCCCCCCCCCUCAACAAGGGCCUUCGAGUUAUGGCUUAUAAUGAUGCUGCGGAUAACCCGGACGCGGCUAGGAGCAAUUGGACAGAUGUAUCGAUUUCAGGGAAGGCAGAUUUAAAGGAAAUCGAUCAUUAUGGCGACAGCGACGGCCCCGAGCCGACGGAACACGAGCUGGAUACCCUCAGGCGCAUUCCUGACAAAGUUCCCUGGAUCUGCUUCACCGUUGCUUUCGUCGAGUUAUGUGAACGGUUUGCCUAUUAUGGAACCACAAUCGUCUUGACCAAUUUCGUCCAGCAACCGCUCCCGGAAGGAUCUACUACCGGAAACGACCCUAGAUCCAAUGGCCAACCUGGAGCUCUCGGCAAGGGUCAACGAGCUUCCCAGGGAAUGGUAUUGUUCAAUAAAAUGUGGUCGUAUUUUGCUCCCCUCUUCGGCGGCUACUUCGCUGAUACGAAAUGGGGAAAAAUGAGAACCAUUCAAUACUCUAUUGCUCUUGCUAUGUUUGGCCAUAUCAUCCUUAUCGUUUCCGCUCUUCCUCCCGUCAUUCAGCAUCCCGAUGGAGCUCUGGGAUGUCUCGCCAUUGGCCUUCUGGUUUUCGGUGCUGGCGUGGGUGGUUUCAAGCCUAAUAUUUCCCCGCUCAUGGUUGAGCAAUUGAAAUAUACGAAGAUGCGCGUCGUUGAACGGAAAGGCGAAAAGAUCAUCCUGGACCCCGCUCUCACUACGCAGCGUAUUUUCAUGUAUUUCUAUCUUUGCAUUAACAUCGGUUCCAUCGUUGGUCAGGUUACCAUGGUCUACGCCGAGCGCUACAUUGGUUUCUGGCUCUCCUUCACACUCCCUACUGUAAUGUUCUGCUUCUGCCCUCUUGUGCUGGGAGUGUUCCACAGCAGAUACGUUCACUAUCCGCCGACCGAAUCCGUCCUAGGAAACGCCGUGAAACUUAUCAGGUUUGCUUGCAAGGGGAAAAUCUCCUGGAACCCUAGAAGAACUAUUCGUAACCUAGGAUCGCCGGCUUUCUGGAACGAUGUCAAGCCUUCAAACGUCGCAAACAAGCCCAAGUGGAUGACUUUCGACGAUGCUUGGGUUGAACAAGUGGCCAGAGGAACCAAAGCCUGUUUGGUGUUUGCGUAUUAUCCACUCUUCUGGUUGGCGUACAAUCAAAUCGACGGGAAUCUCACCUCCCAGGCUGCAACAUUGGAGCUUCACGGCGUCCCGAACGAUCUCAUCAACAACCUCAACCCACUUGGGAUUGUCAUCAUGAUUCCGAUUUUGGAUUUAAUUGUUUAUCCGUGCCUGCGUUUCCUUAAAAUUCGCUUCUCCCCGCUGCGACGGAUGGCGGCUGGUUUCUUUAUUGCCACUUGUGCGAUGAUCUGGGCUGCCGUUGUCCAACAUUUCAUCUAUACCACAGGUGCUUGCGGGAGAUACAUGAAUACCUGCCCUACUCCUGCUCCAAUAAACGUCUGGGUCCAGGCUGGCUCGUAUGUUCUCGUUGGUCUAUCCGAGAUCAUGGCUUCGAUCACUGGCCUUGAAUAUUCGUACACCAAAGCGCCUGCCAACAUGAGAGGAUUGGUUUUCGGUUUCUACCACUUCACCAGCGCUGUAUCAGCGGCCCUUGGUCAAGCCUUCGUGUCCGUUUCUGAGGACCCCCUCCUCGUCUGGAACUACACUAUUGUUGCCAUUAUCGCCUUCUUUGGUGGCGUUGUCUUCUGGUUCACAUUCAGAGGUCUCGACAAGAUGGAAGAGCAAAUGAACAUGAUCCAAGAAUCGGAGUACCGAGGCCUUGCAGGGGCAGACGCCGAUGCCAAGGUUCUCGACGACGAAUUGAAAUCAUAAUCUACCACCCGUCUCGUUUCCUUUGAUAAGUUUUCCCCCCUCUCUUCGUAUGCGGCUUCCUCCUCUCUUUCCCUCCUCUUCUUUUUAUUCCUUUUUAUUCCUUUUAUUCCAUACCUCUCGAAGAGAGCGGAGGGGACAAAAAUGCGUUCGAGUAGUAGCGAAUAUACCCCACUUUUUGCUACCUCUGCCUGCUCUGCAUAUAUUCAUGCGCAUGCGCCGACAAUACCACUUUUAUUGAUCUUUCCAACACUCCUUUUUAAUAACUCUGAAAAAUUUUAAUGCGAGAAAACUAGCGUGGGCGCAGAAUUUUCGGCAUGAGUUCUUUUUACUCUGUCAUCUAUAUUAUUAGCUAGUUUUUAGGUCCAACCCUCCCACCCCCCUGCCCCCCGGUUAUCUCCUUGUCUAGCCGCGAGGCCACAGUUAGUGCAAUACCAUUAGUGUAUCAACUAAGCUAUUAGUUCAGAAGUAGUUACCAAUCAAUAAUUUCUCAUACUACUCUACUCCGUACUGUGUAAAUUCUAUGCAAAUCUGUGGUUUCUGCUCUAUGCUUGUAUAUGAUGUGUUCUCACAGCCAACUUUCUCAUUCAUCAUCAUCAAAUUUCCCUGUCAUUCACUCAAACUUGUGUGUCUUUUGAUGUCAGUAUAAAGGAAAGAGAGCAAGGGAGAAUAAAGAUAGAGCUUCAAGAUCAAGAUCUGGUUAUACUGUAUGUAAUAAUAACAUUCCUAAGGUUAAGUUAGGUCAAAUAGGGUUACAUAAAUUACACUAAAAUUUAACACGCCAAUAUAACCGAUCUCUCAUAUCAACCAGUAGAUUAGAUUACGCGUAUUUAAUACACUAAUGUACAAGGCGUAUGAGGAGUUCAUAUUUUUCCGUUUGCUCUCUUUUAUUAUUUAUAACAAGGGACUUUGGCUCGAGAGUCGAGAGCGGCUUGGAAGAGAGAUUAAUGGCACAUGCGCUUGGUUCUACAUACGAUACAUACUCCCUACAAAAAGCCUAACUACUGUUUGUUGUAAGCGAGCGAGACGAGCUGGCGCCACAACGCGCUGAUUCGGCCUUUUGGGCUUGGCUGAAACUCCUGGCUUGAAAAACCAGCGCUUGGCUUUGCAUUUUUAUUUUUUAUAUAUUUGCGCACAAUAUAUUUAUAUUAUUAUUUAACUACUCCGUAUUCUUCCCCGGAAAAACCCGCAGAGACCGCCGUCAGCUGAUUGCGAUUGAGGAUGGCGCCCCCUCCACAUGGUAGAACGCUCAGAAAGUUCCUCCUUGGAAUAAAGAAUAAAAGAGCUCGUUUCUAGGGUAUAACUAUAUAUCCCAACCACCUAUCAGUUUCCAUUUUCCUGCCUCGGAGACUUAUUUUAGACCAUCCCAUCCAGGGACUGGCUGUCAAAGGCACCAAUUGAGAGCGAGAUAUAUAUAUUUAUAUAUAUAUAUAUAUAUAUAUCUUAAUCCAUGAGCUUCUAUUAUCCGCGCGAAGGUUGGUCUGGGGGGCGGAUGGUCAGAUUCGGCCGCAUUUGAGCUUUCCGGGCCGCACACACUACGGCGCAGUCCAAUCAAAUCCCCUAGCAGACUCUAAGACAAGAAUAAUCAGAUGGUGAAAGAUUCAGCUUGAGCACCAAGAGCACCAAGAGCGCCCGUCCUUCCAAGCCCAAAGGGGAAAAGCAUCGAUUUCACAACGAAUCCAUUCGUGUAAAUAUGCAAGUCAACCCUGUCAAACUUCCUCCGUACUAUACUGUUAAAUUUACUGCUUGAGAGCCGGCAAUCACCACAGACGCAAAGAUGACGAUGGAGCAUCCUUGUGAACGCCCCCCCCUCAUACUAUUGGAAUUCGUGCAGCAGUUUAAUUUCCCUGCUCUCAGCAACUCAGGGUCUUUCUGGGUAGGAAUUUCAGGGAAUGUGUUCCGAGGGACGUUCCUUUCUCCAUCGAACACUUGCCAGGGAACAAUCUCGUAUAUUUCUUAUCUAUCUCGACCAAAAGCUACAUAUAUAUAUGGUAUGUACAUGUACAUGUACAUAUUACAGUAAUGCACUGGGAAUGAGGCCCAAGACCCAAAUCCCAUGUUUGGCAUCCCAUUAUCACAAGCCAUGAUGAUGCGAGAACGGAACAGGCGCGAACAUGGCCGCCUGAUUGCUUAACUUUGCAUUUAAGCCCUGGGAGUCUGGGACACCCAUGCUCCCCGAUCCAGCCCUUAACGGGCUGACACCGGCGAAAACUGCCUAUCCCUACAGGUCUCUGCGGAGAGGGGACGAAGCAAAACCGUGUUGCAUCCGUCAUACCGGUAGUUAACUAUCAGAUGCAAACGCAAUGGUUAUGCCAAUAUUGUCAAGUCCCAGAACGACCUCUAUCUGGAAAACAGUUGAUAUGAGGAAGAUAGAUCGUUGUCUCUUCUAUCCAGACAAUAGAAAAGGAGGCGGGGAUGUGCUUUUGACUGCUACCCCUCCGAUACGGACCACGUAUCACGGGCGUUUAGCCUCGCUGUUUUGGCGUCCUGUAGCAUUACAGGUUUCGCAUAGAGAGAGCCCGCAAUUGAAAACAGCAUCAUUGCAUUGAGUGCUCGACUUGAGCUGACUCGUGGUACUGCCUGUUAAGUAGUUAGCACAUGAAUCAGUAUGGCAUCGAAUAUACGAGGAGCCUGAUAGUUACGCAAAAGAAGUUGCCUGUCAAUAUAGAGAUAUCGAGGCAGAUCGGCAAAAAGAGACAUCAGAUAUCAGAGCCGCAUUUUAUUGCCGGCAUGUAAUUUUGUCCAUUACUUGUAUGGGGGGGCCACCUUGCGGGGGAACUAUGUAACCAUUACCAUGCAGUGGACCUUCGGGUUUUCAAUCAACCGGGAAAAGGAGGCUUGUUUUGGGCAAUGCUGGGAUGAUAGCAGCUGAAAUAUCCCUUACAAGCAAUGGCACGCCGUUGUAUGUGCCGGGAUUAUUCACCAAAGCAUACAGACUGUAGCACGCCGUCAAUUCUACUCGCACCGUCGCCGACUCAAACAAGGAUAGACCAUCACCUUCAGCGGCUAGAUGAAUACGCUCUGUUGCUACCCGAUUUCAGUGAAUCUUGACAUUACGAGUAGUGGUUGGCGUGGCCCAAAGCUCAGAGACCAUAGAGAACUGCCACUAUACUGCCGUUAUUGCACAGAGUGGAAUAUUUUUGAUCGGAAUCGCUGGCUCCUUAAGCUAUGAGUGGCCGCUGAACCCUCAUGAUAAUAUCAUGCAAUCAUAUCCCGGAUAUAUAUGGGGAAAUUGCAACUUCUCAGACGCAAGAUCUGGCAAGAUUGCAUGAACACAGAAUUACAGCAUACACUCUACCUCCUGAAGGCAUGCGAAUAGGGUCCUAAAACUUGGUAUAUGUAUGUACAUGUACAUGUACGUAAGUUCUUUCCUAGGUUCUAACCGUCGCCAUCUAGUUACACUGCGUAACCAAGCUAUAGAUACUUUUUGUUCUCCAUUUACAGCCUGCCUGUAUUCGAGAAGGCUGUUGGGAUUCUCUUUCCUCUCUGAUACGAUAGGUUAUGGAGGUCGAAGAAUUGCGGGACGAGGAGGCUGCGGCAUGCACAGCCGGAACUCACCCCGGGCCUGAUAUGUAGCCAGAUGAUGAGAGAGAUUUUCCAACUUUGGUGGCACCUUCUUGUCGCUAAUGGCUUACUCAACUUGAUUUCCAGCUAUGCUGAGGAUAUCCCUGAGUGGGCAAGGAGGGGGCGUGCUCUAUUUGCAGGAGAAAGCCCGGGGAAGGGCUGUGAGUUAACAGGACUAGAUACUGUUCAUAUUGGUGGGUUUCUCUUCUGUCAUUUGAUACUUGCACUUUAUCUCACUUUUGGUGACACUGAUAACCCGGCUCAGGAAAAAACGGGAAUUGUGCCACCGACGGACGGCACAACAGAUAAGAGUAGGAAAUCACAUCUAAUGACCCCGAGCCACCGUGAAUGGAAUAGAAACUGGAAGAAUCAACAACCUGUAGUGGGCUAUAUACGUAUAACUAUGUUUUAUGAGCCUAUUUACAUAAACACACAAAAUUCCUACCAUGAGAACAAAAAAAGGGAGUCAAACAUGACUGCGAGGCCCCGAAUUUACCACUCCACUUGCCAAUCACAAAACCUUAAUCUCUGCCGGUCCCGUCAACGGCAAGUCAACCUUUGCGGAUGACACCCCGGUUUCAGGAUCAUACUCGAACUGAGAACCCUCAUCACCACCCUCCUUGGAAACUUUGGCCGGCUUCCCGUCACGACCCAGCACCGAGAUAGAGGCGAUCUUCAACUGGCCAAUGGCCUCGUAGUCAAACUUACCCUCCAUUCUGAAUAGCCCCUUGCCAUACGAGAAUUGGAUCUCCGUUCUAUGCUUUUGCUCUAGAGAUUCGCCAUCGUCAAGGUAUAGAGUUCCAGCAGCAUUGCCAUCAAGCCCGGGCGCAAUGAUAAUGUCAAACGGUUGCUCGCGGAGGCCUUUGGUGGUGUUGGCACCGUUACUUCUAAGUGGGACGAUGUUUCCCCCGCGGAUAUGGAGGGGGAUGUGGGUGAAAGGGAUAUCGUUGAGAGUGAUGGAUUUGCCUUCGCCGCGGACUGGUUUGCCGGUGUAAUAAUCAUAGAAGAUAUCGUCUGGCAGAUAUAUGUCUACGCUUGUGGAAUUCUCCUCCGUCACAGGGCUGACGAGAAUGGCGUCUCCGUAGAAGAAUUGAAGAUCGAUCGAGAAGGUGUUUUGGUCCUUAGGGUACAAGUAGAAUAGCGGAUUGAGGAGAGGUUCACCCGUCUUUGUCUGCCGGUAAAAGGCCGUAUAAAUGUAGUCAAGCAGCUUGUAUCUAAUUUCGAUAGCUUUCCGGGCGGCUUCCGCGACCGACUCCCAGCGGUAGAAUUCUUGGCUUUCGGAGUCGAGACCGUUAUGGUUACGGUAGAACGGGCUAAAUGCACCAAGCAUUGCCCAUCUGGAGCAAAGAGUCUCCGUUGUGUUGCCUAUAGACCCCAGUCAAUUAAUGAAAUUCACCCCAAGCAUCAAUAUUUAUAUGUGCGUACCUCCAA